AUGAAGAACGUUGCCGGAGCCGCAUUGGUCGGCUUUGCGGCCGUUGCCAGUGCCAAUUCCUCCAGCCCUCCUGCAUCUGAGCCGACCGGGGCCACAUAUGCAUCUGGAUUUGACAUGACCAAGAGCUGGGCCAAUUUGAGUCCUUAUAGAGAUGCAGAUGGCUUCGGUGUUCCCAAGGGAGUGCCGCAGGGUUGUGAGCUGUCCCAGGUGCAUGUCUUGCAUCGUCAUGCUCAAAGAUUCCCCACACCUUAUCCGUUGGAUGGAGCAGGGAUGGAAGACUUCGCAGCCAAAUUCACAAACUAUACUAAGGCCAACCCCGACACAGUAGUGGGUAAAGGUCCUCUCAAAUUCUUGAACAAAUGGGAGUACGUUCUCGGCGAAGACACCUUAAUGGAGAAUGGUGCCGCGACCGAGGCUACCUCUGGUGCCAAUUUCUGGAUCAACUAUGGUAGACUUUUGUACCGCGCUGGCCGGGGGAAGGUCGCUGCGUGGAACGAUUCCUUGAAUGUGUACUCCAAUGGCACGGCUCGCCCCAAGCCAGUGUUCCGCACCACGUCACAGGCCCGGAUUCUUGAAAGUGCCAGAUGGUGGAUUAGUGGCUUCUUCGGAAACAGUGGCGCAAAUAGUUCUUAUGAUCAAUACGACCUUGUUAUUAUUCCCGAGGAAGCGGACUUCAACAAUACCCUAGCAUCAUAUGAGCCUUGCGCCUCUGGUGAUAUGACCGAAGGUGAUGACGCCGCUGAAAUUUUCAUCAACCGAUACACUAAGAAUGCUCUCUCUCGAUUUUCAUCUUACCUACCUAGCGAUUUCAACCUAACUGCUCUCGAUGUGCUUGCUAUGCAGAACAUCUGUGUUUAUGAGGACACUAGUCUCGGCGGCUCAUCUUUCUGCUCCCUCUUCACUGAACAGGAGUGGAAGGACUUCGAGUACAACAUUGAUGUUCAAUACUACGGAGACUACGCCUAUGGCUCCCCUACCGGUCGCGCUCAGGGUAUUGGCUACGUUCUGGAGCUUGCUGCUCGCCUGCAACAUAAGCUCAUCACCUCCAGCGACACUAGCAUUAACUACACAUACGACAACAAUCUCGAGCAGUUUCCUUUUGGUCAACCCUUCUACAUGGAUAUGUCCCACGACGAUAUCAUUCUAUCCGUUAUCAACGCGCUCAGUCUCGAAUAUUUCAACUAUGGUCCCCACGGGCUUCCCGUCAACAUCGAUCAUGCGCCCAAGCGCAACUUUACAUUGAACCAAAUGACUCCAUUUGGUGCACGAUUCAUGUCAGAGAUUUGGACCUGCCCGAAGAACACAUCCUUCAGCACUCUCGAUCCUGUUCUGCUAUCUAACCCCAACCUUGCGUCGGAGAAGGGCACCACUGACUACAUCCGGUUUGUUCUGAAUGGUGCCCCGUUGCCAUUGAAGGGCCUUCCGGGCUGUCAGUCCGCUAAGGAGGGCUUCUGUCCUGUUCAAAAGUUCUUGCGUGCUGUGCCUGGUCUGAAGGAGAAGGCUGAGUAUCAGCAUGCCUGCUUCGGCAACUACACCACUGGAAGCCAAGUCGCUGAUGGUGCACCCGAAUCUUAG
This is a messenger RNA of Penicillium angulare, 1575 nucleotides long. Its product is annotated as histidine phosphatase family protein. The transcript has 3 exons. The record is from RefSeq and is a predicted model, not a curated record. Gene Ontology annotation, molecular function: acid phosphatase activity. NCBI's taxonomy places the organism in Eukaryota, Fungi, Ascomycota, Eurotiomycetes, Eurotiales, Aspergillaceae. Bases 1 to 1575 code for a protein of 524 amino acids.